CAGGAAGCUAGCCGGAUAUCCACCGUCUCACAAGCUUCGUGGCGGUGGGUGGGGAGUCGUGCAUACCUUCCCUUGUUUAUCUCACCCAAGCACUGACAACCGGGCGCUCAGCCUGUGUUGCCCGGCGCUAGGAGGAGCUGGAGUCGUGACAUCAUCGCGCUUGCCCUCAUCACCGAAGCGGGUUUGAGACGUCACUAGCGUCACCGCCAUCAGCAGCUUGUAGCGCUGGGGGCAGUAGGAUGCAGCAGCCGGGCCCCGCUGUACGCCUGCACAGCAACAACCCACCCGGAGACUUCACCUUCGUCUCCUCCACCGAGGCAGAUGAUCAAACAGACCUGACUGGGUCAAUAGCAGCACCUGAUGUUAAGUUAAACCUUGGUGGAGACUUCACCAAAGAGUCAACAGCCACCACAUUUCUUCGCCAAAGAGGUUAUGGUUGGUUACUGGAAGUAGAGGAAAAUGACCCUGAAGAUAAUAAGCCUUUACUGGAGGAGUUGGACAUAGAUCUUAAAGACAUUUACUACAAAAUCCGAUGUGUUCUGAUGCCGAUGCCAUCUCUUGGAUUCAACAGACAAGUAGUUCGAGACAAUCCUGACUUUUGGGGACCACUUGCAGUUGUUUUAUUCUUUUCAAUGAUCUCACUCUAUGGCCAGUUUAGAGUAGUGUCCUGGAUUAUCACAAUUUGGAUAUUUGGAUCACUGACCAUUUUCCUGCUUGCUAGGGUACUUGGUGGAGAUGUGGCUUAUGGACAGGUCCUUGGUGUCAUAGGAUAUUCACUGCUUCCAUUAAUAGUAAUUGCCCCUGCGCUUCUAGUGGUUGGAUCAUUCGAAAUUGUUUCCACAGUAAUAAAACUCUUUGGUGUGUUCUGGGCUGCCUACAGUGCUGCAUCCUUAUUGGCUGGAGAAGAGUUUAAGACGAAGAAGCCUCUUUUAAUUUAUCCCAUCUUUUUAUUGUACAUUUAUUUUCUAUCUUUGUACACAGGAGUGUGAUGACAGUUUUUUUUAGACCGUUCAUUUAUUUGGUACAUUGGUAAAAAGUAUAAUGCUGGUUGGGUUGGGAGUAGCCUUUUCAUGGUUAUAGUCCUUUCUGGAUAUUUGGAAUGUAUCAAGGCUGUAUGUGUGUAUAUAUCACCCCUAAGUUCAGUACAAGGGGCUUCCUCUGUAAAUGGCAAUAUGGUGCAGGCCCCUCAAGUCAGGGAUCAACAAAAGCAAUUAAAAUUCUGUAACUUAUUAUUUUUAUUUUUUUUGUAUUAGCAGUUUAUAUUGUCUUAAGUUGAUCUUAUCUGAACACCUACAGAAAGAGCGCAGCAUUUAACCAAUCAUUUCAACGUGGUUGGUAGGAUCUACUGUUUGGUAUAUGCAUUAAAUAUGGAUACAGCACAUGACUGUUAUCAAAUGUGGAACACAUAUUGUUGGUUUUCCAAAUCUGUAUGUUUAACUUAUAUGCUGAGAUUUCAAUACUGACCAGCCUGAUGUUCUAUGAAAUAGUUUUUUGGAUGCCUAAAUAACAGGUAACCCGAUAACAGAUAUUCUAUUCCUAUUAUCUUUUCAGUUUUGAUAGACCUAUGGUGCACCUUUUUAAUCUGUUUAUCUUUGUUAUGUGGGAGUAAGGUGUGUGUGUGUAUAUAUAGAGUCUAAAAUAUUUGUUUUUACAUGUUUUAAUUUAGCAAAUUCUGUAAAAUAGCACUAAAGCAAGGGGUUAUAUUCUCAUUUGGGAAUAGCUUCAGAAAUACAAAUUUUUUUUUUUCCCAUGUAAAUUGUUAAUUUGUUGUACAUUUUAAGUUUAGGCAAGAUGGUAUGUCAAUGUAAUUGGAUAGCUUCUUUGGAGGUUUGUGGAAUAAAGUGCCAGAUUAAGAAAUAUUUGCACAGUGGGGAUGUGCCAGAUUAAAAACUGUGGUGAAAGUGCAGAGUUCGAAGCAUCACGUUCUGCAUGAUUGCCUGGACCUUUUUAGUCCUACUCGUAUCAGCAG
Molecule: messenger RNA, 1969 nt
Organism: Rana temporaria (common frog)
Lineage: Eukaryota; Metazoa; Chordata; Amphibia; Anura; Ranidae
Gene: YIPF4
Product: Yip1 domain family member 4
Exons: 6
Coding region: 240-989 (249 amino acids)
Biological process (GO): endoplasmic reticulum to Golgi vesicle-mediated transport; vesicle fusion with Golgi apparatus
Cellular component (GO): membrane; trans-Golgi network
Source: RefSeq, a predicted model, not a curated record